Messenger RNA from Paramisgurnus dabryanus, 1744 nucleotides. The record is from RefSeq and is a predicted model, not a curated record. NCBI's taxonomy places the organism in Eukaryota, Metazoa, Chordata, Actinopteri, Cypriniformes, Cobitidae.
UUCGCUAUCGCUGUAUCCUGCUUCACUUGGUUCGUGUAGCUCUAGCAGUAGCUGUAUCUGGUCAGUAUCGGGACCGUUCGCUCGGUUCUGGCGCUGGAGGGCCAGAGAUGGCCGAGUAUAGUCAGACGGGUAUAUUAACGGCCCUGCUGCUGUUUACUGCAGUCACGGUUAAGGAUAUUUAUGUGGGCCGGAGCAGCAGCAUGACUCAACAGGACAGUACCGGGCCCGAAAGCUUUCUGGAGCCUGACGUAAACACACAGAGACACAACAAACCCAAAAUGUACACCGGGCCGGUACUCAAGUUCCAGUUCUGUAUCUCCUGAGGGUACAGUAAGGUGUUCCAGGAGUACUCCCGGUCCAUAAACCAGCUGUACCCGGACAUCAAAAUCGAGGGAGAGAAUUACCCUCCCAAAUCUAUCAACAAAUACCUUGCAAAUUUUAUCUCCUACUUCAAAUUGCUUGCCAUCGCCUUGAUUGUGACGGGACAAAAUCCUUUUCAAAUGUUUGGAAUGAACACUCCAAGAAUAUGGUUUUGGGGACAGGAGAAUAAGAUAUUCUCCUGUCUUAUGGUCUUCUUCAUCAGUAACAUGUUGGAGACUCAUUUCCUCUCCACUGGAGCUUUUGAAAUCUCAUUGAACGAUGUACCUAUUUGGUCCAAGUUGCAAUCAGGAUAUGUGCCCAACAUUCAGGAACUUUUCCAGAUAUUGGAUAACCACCUUAAAAUGAAUCAGGUCGACAAGCUGAACUUUCCUUCACCAUAAAGCAGUUGUUGCUUAGAGACAAGUCUCCAGAUCUGUUUCUCUGUUCAGUGAGAUUGUGAACUGUGGUAUAAUGAAGGUUUGCACUGAAAACAGUUGUCUGUUAGUGCAGACUGGAUGAUCAGACACCACAGACGCUCCCUCUGCUCAGUGUCACACACCUUUGGAUCGACUGGAUCUCUUCACGGCAUCAAUCUACAUGCAUUCAGUAGUAGGAGAAUCAUGCAGACAUUAAAUCUGUUAGUAAAUGAAAUUGGAGGCACAUGCGAGUUUUUACUUUAGUCUGUGAUGUUGGUCAGGAGUGCUUUAAGCUUUAAUUGUAAUGGGAUAUGAAAUCUUUCUCAAGGGCAGAUGUGUUUUCUUUACAUAAACAUCUUAAAAUGAUGUUUAAACAUGAUUAUGUGUUUGCACUGGUGUAGAUCUGUACUGUAUUUGGGUUAUUUGAAUACUUAUAAAUGAAUGGGAUAAUCUGUAUGCUGCAGAAACGUGCAGUUCAGUUAAAGUCUGUUUUUAAUGCUUGAAAUAGUCACAGCCGGUUUGCUUGUGUUAGAGCAGAUGAUUUAAGAGAGGAGACAUUGGGAAUUGAAGGCUAAAUCUUCCUCUCUUCUCAUAAACUUUUAAGACUGUUUGUUGAGAUGUUUGUUAUAUCACUGCCAGAAUAUUCCCUGAUAGCAAUAAGCUCUGGGAUGGAUCCAGACGGGAGCUGCUGUCUCGGGAGCUUAUUGCUAUCAGGGUUCUGUGAUAUCUUUCAGUGAUUUUCUGGGUUGCUGCAAUCGUCUUCAUUCUGCUGUUGUGGUUUGUUGGAUAUCAGAUGAUGUGAAUGCUAAAGACUAUUUUUCCAGCUCUCUUCAUACAAAUGUGGCGGUUAAAAAUGCACUCCUUAUAUGUUAGUGAACUUCUGUGUGAAUUUGUAACAACAGUGAUGCUUAAUUGGAAUUAUGUUUGAUGGAAGAAAUCACAAUAAAUGCAAAAUAAAGAUUUUAAAA